GAUCGCGACAAAAUAUAUGAGACACCGUUAUUCCAUUUGAGAGACGGUAUCCUCAUCGUUCAAAAUGACUUCAACUCAACAGUCUGUUGGUCACAACAACCACAUCAAGAAUAUAGCUAUCGUUGGAGCGAGCGGUAGAAUCGGGAAACAAAUCGCCAAAGCUCUCCUCGCCAAAAGUAGCUUUGAAAUCACCGCCAUCACACAACAAGGAUCAAACAGUGUCUUCUUUCCAGGCAUUCGCGCCGUUCCUAUCGACUACGAUGAUCCUUCCACGAUCGUUGAAGCCCUGAAAGGUCAAGAUGCACUCAUCAUCACCCUCAGUAUCUUCGCCUCCAAGGACACACAAGCCAAGCUGAUACGCGCCGCUGCUGAUGCUGGCGUGCCUUACAUCAUGCCGAACGAGUUCGGGAUGGGCAACACAACUGAGGCACAGCUUGAGACGGUCGGGCCCGGAAAAGAAAAAGACAGAGAACUCAUCGAAUCCUUGGGCGUCUCAUCGUGGAUCGGAUUGACCUGCGGUUUCUGGUACGAACACUCUCUCUCCGGCCCCGGACUAUACGGUAUUGAUAUUGCAAAACGCGAGGUCGUGUUCUUCGACGAUGGUUUGCAGCGUCUGAAUACAUCGACAUGGGCGCAGGUGGGUCGUGGGGUCGCGGAGUUGCUGUCGCUGCCUGUAUUGCCUCAGGACGAACAAGACAAGAGCUUGACAUUGAGCGCAUAUCGCAAUCACAUGGUCUAUAUAUCGUCUUUCGCGAUCAGCCAGCGCGAUAUGUUCGCGUCGCUCAAGAGGGUAACUGGUACCGACGAUGUGGACUGGACUAUCUCUUCCGUCCCCGCGAAGCAACGAUUUCUUGAAGCGAGGGAGAAGUUAAAGGAAGGGGAUCGCAGCGCAUUCGGGAUCUUUUUGUACACUAGGUAUUUCUUUCCUGGAGAGGACGCGGGUUUUUUCGAAGUCUCGCGUGGGUUGGAUAACGAGAAGUUGGGGCUCCCGAAAGAAGAUCUCGAUGAGGCGACAAGAGAGGCAAUCAGACUAAAUCAGACUGAUUACUGGAACGGUUACGGUAAGCCUUAGACAUAGGUGGUUAAUAGUCGGUCAAGUGAUACUCGAUACUGAGGUUUGCUAAAUCUGAGUCUUGCAUUGAAACGCUUCGAAUGUGUACCUCAAUCAACAGUAAGGUACCAAUAUAUAACUUGGAAAUUUCUGCAUAAU
Messenger RNA from Dothidotthia symphoricarpi CBS 119687, 1210 nucleotides. Its product is annotated as NAD(P)-binding protein. The transcript has a single exon. The record is from RefSeq and is a predicted model, not a curated record. NCBI's taxonomy places the organism in Eukaryota, Fungi, Ascomycota, Dothideomycetes, Pleosporales, Dothidotthiaceae. The annotation marks the transcript as partial.